Molecule: messenger RNA, 1641 nt
Organism: Cladocopium goreaui
Lineage: Eukaryota; Dinophyceae; Suessiales; Symbiodiniaceae
Source: the annotation of a GenBank genome assembly
AUGCUGCGGACCUUGGCGGCGACGCUGCGGACCUUUUGGGUCGUCACCGCGGCUUGCGACCUUCCGGUACAGAAGAUCAAUCAGGGCGUGCUGCCGCAGAUGAGAGAGGAGCCGUCCGAGCACUGGCACUGGGCUGAAUCCUAUGGCUUUUCAGCUGCCCAGUGGGAUGAGAUGGUGAAUGGCUCGAAGGUUACUGAGGAAUAUCUGAAGUUGUUGAUCGAAAAAGGGCAGAGGGAUUGGGAGAGCGAACUGCUGGCAGAGCACCACGUCUCCCUGCGCCGCAGUUUACGCGCCAAGCAGCGCGUGGCGGUGCAGCGUGUGAUGGAGCUGGUCCAAACGAACGAUCGCCUGGGACAGAUGUUUGGCAACCGCCAGAUCUUGGAGGCCACAUCUUCCUACUACCUGCUGGGCAAUGACGUGCCACCUGACAUGCUGCCGUUUCAUGAAGAAUUACAGUCAUUGCAAAGUCUCGAAAGGGCCUUCGGCAUUUUCAAUGUUCGCAGCAAGCGAUACAAAGGAUGUUUGCUGGUUGCGCCCUCUACAAAGCUGGAGGCGCAUUGUAACUGCUGGGAGUUUUGGUCCUGUGCUGCUACCAACGGCGCUCCCUUCGUGGCACGCGUGACCCUCCAUCCACCGGAGCGACGGCCAAACACCACGGAGCUGGCGCCGCUGCGCGGCGUGCGCAUUGUGGAGACUUCCGGCGGCGGGGUGUUCCAAGAGGCUUUCGUGCAGACGUUGGUGAAGCUCUUCCCCAACUUGCGCGUAUUGAAGGUGAAUAUGGUUUCAGACGAUCUCGUGCUAUAUCCCCAGCUGCACAGCUGGAGUAGCUCGAUUCUGGCCUUGCAUCUGCAUGCGCCCACCUCUGGCCCCAUGGUACAGAUGCUGUGCCAGCUGCGGAAACUGCGUUAUUUGACCUUUGGCGGCGCCGAGGCCUCUGACGGAACGGAAUCCUUGAUGGCCUUUCCAGCGUGCAUGGGCAACCUCUCGGAACUGGUCCAUGUGAAAGUGGUGGGUUGCAACCUGACGGGAAGCGCUUCCCUGCCAAGCACCUUAAGCAACUUGAAAGAGUUGAAGGUUUUCGAAGCCUUCGAACAAGGGAGGCUGAAUGCUGAUGAUGAAGCCGCGUGUCCUGGAGAUUGGCUACCCAACAGGACAGACUGCGUUCCCGGCUAUGUGGCGCGUGCCGAUGCGCCGGAGUCGCCCGUGUGGCGCUGCCCGGUGCAUGGCUGGAAUCUGCAGAUGGAUGACAUGACGCUGCCCUGGUGGAACUGGCAGUCCUUGGAGAAGAUGCAUAUUGAUGCCAAUUUCAUUUAUGGCACCAUUCCAGAGCAGCUGCCAGAGCUCUGGCCCCACCUGCGCUCUUUGGAUCUGCACGAUCUGAAGCUUUCGGGAGCGCUGCCCUUGUCCCUGACGACCUUGGAGAACUUGACGCAGCUACAGGUGCAGUUGAACGACUUGCAGUGCCCGGAGGGUGUGGACGUGAUUGCGGCAUUGAUGAAGCGACCCAAGAUGCGCGUGUUGCAUGUGGAUGCCAACCCCAGGAUGUGUGGUUGCUUACCUCCAGAGGCGCCGCAUUUUCUGCAUCUUAGCGUGGGCGAGACCUCGAUUCGCCUCAACUGUGACGAGCAUCUAGAGCUGUGA